Molecule: messenger RNA, 3645 nt
Organism: Epinephelus fuscoguttatus (brown-marbled grouper)
Lineage: Eukaryota; Metazoa; Chordata; Actinopteri; Perciformes; Serranidae
Gene: sh3bgrl3
Product: SH3 domain binding glutamate-rich protein like 3
Exons: 3
Coding region: 80-358 (92 amino acids)
Cellular component (GO): cytoplasm
Source: RefSeq, a predicted model, not a curated record
GCUAACCGUUGAGCUUGACACAGGCGAGAGGAAGGUGCUGGCAAGCAGAUACACAAAGGCAGUGGAAGGACCCGCAGCAAUGGGAAUCAAACUGUACUACACCACCGUUACUGCCUCACGGACGGUGAAGUCUCAACAGGCGGAAGUGAUACGAAUCCUUGAUAGCAAAAAAAUCCAGUACGAGCUCAUCGACAUCUCUGUGGGCGGGGAGCUGCGUGACGAAAUGAAGAACAAAGCAGGGAACCCCACGGCGGUCCCACCCCAGCUUUUCAAUGAAGACCAGUACUGUGGGGACUAUGAAAUGUUUUCCGAGGCGGUGGAAGCAGAUACAGUGGACCAGUUUCUGAAACUGGCGUGAGGAGGGCGGAGUGUGAAUUCUCCAUCUUAACCCCAUUCCCCCAACCACCUACCCCCCCACCUCGUGCCCUGAUGGAGGCCCUUUAUCCAGUCUCUCUCUGCACCACUGGCAGUAUCCACUCACUUUCAAUGCCAUAAUGAAGAAUGCCAAAUAUCCUGUAUCUAACUAAUCAGAAGACACACAUUCCCCAUACUGCACCGUAAGACUCAGUCUUAAUCUGUUUGAUUCUGUUUUCUAUUCUCUGUUCAUUCCUUUUGAUUUCUUCCAGACCUGUUCCCCGUCUGGCAGACUAGUGUUUCUAAGUGCUCUGAGUCCACUCGGAGUCAGUGGGGUGUCUAAAUGUGCGGUAAUUAGGUCGACUAAUCUUGGCCACGGCCACAUGAUCUCUGGAGAUUAAACUAAUCCGCUGGAUGACAGCAUUCAACCCAGAAUCUUCCUGAUCCUCUGCAGACCAAACAAACCAUCAUCACUCAGUCUUAACUACUCUGUCGUCUUUUUUUUUGUAGCCUUCAAGUUCCCAUGUUGUACAUGACUGCACACUAUUUGUAUUCACAUGGGUGCAAAUGCACACAGACGUAGCAAGGGCUGUAACGUCCUUAAACCCAAUUAAUUAGAAGUCAUAGAUGCCUUUUUGGCACGGACAACUUUUUGUAAUUUUGGUCCAUUGGUCACCGUACGCAGUAACCCGCUGUAACCACUGACGUCCUGCGCUGAUCUGACCUUAGUCAGGUCAAAAAGUAAAUAUUAGAAGAAUACGUCAAACCCAAAUGAUCAUUUGUGUGUCCAACACUCACCCCGUGGUUCGCUGAAUUUGGGAAGAACAUUUAUCCUUUCUCUCAUGCCUCCACCGUGAACGAAGAAUCCAAAAACAGAAAAUAAUCUUAAAAUUCAAAGUAAGAGGCAGACAGGUUGAGCAACGGCAGAACUAUACCAAAACAUCAGUUUACAAACUCACACAACUCCUGCAGUGUAAUCAAAGUCUCAUUUAUACAGUUGUACGCUAAACUUUCCAAACAUUUUUGCUGAAAAAGUAAAAUCUAAAAAACUUUUGCAUAAACUGCGCAAGAGCAUGACUCAUCAGUCUCUCUCAAACAGUAUAUGGAAGUUUUUUAUAUAUUACAUUUUUAGCAAAAAAAUACAUGUCCUUGAGGUGAAGUUUCUUCUUAAGGUUUUGACUAUUUCAAAAAAAAUAUUUGAAGUCGUGCAUUGUUUACAUCCAUGUUUACUAGCAUGCAGUCUUCUUCCUCUUCCUCUGCUACUCUCUGUGUGGCGGGAAACUGGUGGUGGGAGUUUGUAUCACCCGUGUGUGCGAUAUAAACGAAACAGGGAGCCACUUGAACAAACUUCGAUCCAUAGCGCUGUUAGUGGUCGAAACUUUAAGCUAAGUUUUGGAAAUGUCCAACAAAGAUAAAUGCGGAUGAUAUGUUUGUGAAAUAUAUAGUAAAUCAAAAAAUAGCCACAUAAUCUACAAGGUCUUAACAAACACUUGUCGACGGUCGGCCGUCAACCAAAGUCAGGUUGUCGGUAAACGUCUGUUGGCCUAGUUUUUGUGGUGUGUCCUGAAUCGUCGGCGGCUUUUCGGCAGAUUGAGCAUGUUGAAUCAUCUGGAUGUAAUAGUCCGUGGAGGUGCUGCGGUGCUUGCCUGCACAGAUAGGAAACCCCUCGGCUGACAGGACUCCGCUUCUUUGUUUAUCUCAUGCAUUCCUCGGACUUCUGGUUUCCAUUUUUGCGUUAUUUCCACUGGCGCAGAACAUACGUGCUACUUGGCCGUUGGAUGUAGUCCGUGUAGUGUGUUCAAAUGCAACUGACACAGGGUGACGUGAGGCGACGUAGACGACGCAACAGUUGGCUUUCGUCGCCGCUAGUUCUUGGAGGUUGGUUUGGUGUGUCUGCACCUUAACAUGUCUUUUCUUAAAACUACUUUAUAAUGCUACCGAAAGAAUCAGUCAGAAGUCGUACGUUUACAAAUCGCACACAUUGUGGCUUCACUGGCGUCCAGUCGUAGCUACCGUUUAGUACACAAGUACUUAUACAUGGUUUGUAUUUGAUAGGCUGAUCCCAGUAAUAAAUGUAUUUACAUUUUACUAUAUAGGACACCAAAAGGAUUUCCCCAUGUAUUAGUAUUUAGUGCGUAAACAUACCUUUAUGCGAGGAAACAUAAUUCAUAGGUACAACAAUGUCAAAAUAAAUAAAUUGUGAAAAAUCCAAAAAGACGGUUUUCAUGGCCGCGCCCCUGUCAGUGUUUAUCAUCGGAAUAAGUUUAAUUUGGAAACCAAAAACUCGCAUUAGAUCUGUGACAAUGGUCACCAAUGGGCCAGAGUUAAUAGAAAGGUUGGUAAUCAGUUGUCAGACUUUCAGUAGUUAGCUGCUUAAUGUUAGCACCCAAUGGAGCAGGAUGAACACAUUUCUUAACUUCACAUUUGGUGCCAAUAUAUAUCUGUAAAGCGCUUUGCAGGUGGAUUUUCACUGUAGUAUUAGCACUUACCUGCCAUCUUCUGUGCUCCCCAUAAUCUGUAUAACUCGGACGCUUCGUUCCUGGCACCGACGGGAGCUCUGUACCGCUGACUGAUGGUGCACAAAGAUGGCAAACAUUUAGAAGGACGCAUUUCAUAUCGAUUGUAAACGAUUAGACUGAAAAAGAUGUGAAUCUUUGAGCUUUUCAACCGCGUAGCUUUUCCUUUCUUUUGUUUAUUUUGUGUUACAGUAUCACUGACUGUCCCGGGCAUGAAGAUGCAGUAAUGUGACUAUGCACUGAAACCCUGCCUCACUCUGAACACAGACAUGAAGGUCAAAGCUCAGUCUUACUAGCCUUAGGGAACACUCACCACAUGGGAAAAAUGAAGGCUUCACUUAUUUGUGCUUUUAUGUUUGUGCAUUCAUUCAGUUGACUGACUUCAGUUGGAAUAUAAUGCUCAUGUUUUGGGUUGCUCAUCUUUUUUUUUUAAACGGAGGACAACAUGGUUUCUCUCUCCUACUCGUAACAUCUGCCCUGCUCUCAACAUUGUGUUGUUACAGUUUGGGAUCUGUAGUAAUGACAGCCUUCACACACAAUGUUUGUGCACUGUUUUGUAAGUCAAUGGUUGUAGAUGUUUGCCUGCUAUUGAUGUAUAUUCACUAUGAAACAUGUUUAAGACAUUCCAUGUCUCUAUCUGAGCUCCUGCUUUGCUUUUGGACCAAUUCCCCUUGGCCAAAAAAAGAGAAGAAAAUAGGGAAUAAAAUGCUGUUGUCUUCCAAGAAGAUUGUGAAAAGUGAUUUAUGGGUGAAAAAAUAAAAUGAAGUUGACUACC